Penicillium griseofulvum is the source of this 942-nucleotide messenger RNA. RefSeq names its product putative aldo-keto reductase (AKR). The record is from RefSeq and is a predicted model, not a curated record. The coding region runs from base 1 to 942 and encodes 313 amino acids. Gene Ontology annotation, molecular function: aldose reductase (NADPH) activity. Gene Ontology annotation, cellular component: cytosol. The transcript is spliced from 2 exons. NCBI's taxonomy places the organism in Eukaryota, Fungi, Ascomycota, Eurotiomycetes, Eurotiales, Aspergillaceae.
AUGACUCGGAUUAGCAAAAUGUGGGAAAAGUACUGCCUGCGUCCAACCCAGGGCAAUGUCUCCACCCUCCCAGUUUUCAUCUACGGCACAGCCUGGAAGAAAGACCGCAGCGCUGAUCUCGUUUAUAAUGCAAUCAAAGCUGGUUUCCGGGGUGUGGAUACGGCGGCCCAACCCCGCCAUUACCAAGAGCAACUCGUUGGGGAUGGCAUCCGCAGGGCAAUUGCCGAUGGGAUCGUCGGUCGUACCGACUUAUACGUGCAAACCAAAUAUAGUCCUGUCUCUGCACAGAAUCCGGCUGAUAUGCCCUAUGACCCGUCAGCGACAGUGACGGAUCAGGUCCAUGCAUCUAUCAAAUCAUCAUUGCAUAAUCUUCGCUCAAAAGUUGACCCGGAAUCUGUGCAUGAGACUUACAUUGACACCGUCAUCAUCCAUUCGCCACUGUCAACUUUAGCCCAGACCCUGGAGGCCUGGCACGCCCUUGAGACUUAUGUCCCCCACCAUAUCCGGAAUCUAGGUAUCUCCAAUUGUACCUUGGGUAUACUCCGCGAAUUGGUUAUUUCACCCCAGACAACCGUGAAACCAUCAGUGGUACAGAAUAGAUUCUACGAGGAUACUCUGUUUGAUGUCCCCUUGCGCGCGUUCUGCCGCAAGAAUCAGAUCAUAUAUCAGAGCUUUUGGACUUUAACAGCCAACCCAGACCUUGUGCGCUCUGAGCCAGUGCAGCAACUUGCUCAACAUGUUAACAUAACCCCAGCUGCUGCUUUCUAUACGCUAGUUAUGGGCUUGAAGGAUGUGGCGGUGCUGAAUGGGACCAAGAAUGAAUCGCGCAUGAAGGAGGACCUGUCUGCCCCUAAACUAGUUGAGGACUUCACACAGAAGAAACCUGAGUUAUGGCAACAGAUUCUGACGGACUUCCGUGGUUUAAUAGGGGAAUCUGCAUAG